Micropterus salmoides (largemouth bass) is the source of this 5856-nucleotide messenger RNA. RefSeq names its product zinc finger E-box binding homeobox 2a (gene zeb2a). Bases 325 to 3981 code for a protein of 1218 amino acids. The transcript is spliced from 10 exons. The record is from RefSeq and is a predicted model, not a curated record. Gene Ontology annotation, biological process: anatomical structure development; regulation of transcription by RNA polymerase II. Gene Ontology annotation, molecular function: DNA-binding transcription factor activity, RNA polymerase II-specific; RNA polymerase II cis-regulatory region sequence-specific DNA binding. NCBI's taxonomy places the organism in Eukaryota, Metazoa, Chordata, Actinopteri, Centrarchiformes, Centrarchidae.
CGUGAAGAUAGGUGGCGCGUGUUGGUAGAGGGUCUCGCGCCUGUUUAUGUUGCAGGAACAGGCUCCGGCGGGAGGCUCACAGGACCAGUGCAGACCUGCCCGCCCGGACCGACGCUCCGCUGACGCACCGGGACGCGCCGGGACCGGAUCCACGGUCUCCAGAUUUAUUCAGGGAGCGGGUGCGCGCGCUGCAGCGGCACUUUCUGUCCUUUUCUUCCUCGCUGCUUUUUCUCCUUCAGCGGGAGGAGACGGGAGGCUCUCCGGGAGCGGGGAGGAGCAGCGGAGCCGGAUCGAGGAGCCCAUGCGGACUGGACUCACUUAUCAAUGAAGCAGGAGAUCAUGGCGGAGGGUCCCCGCUGCAAGAGGCGAAAACAGGCCAACCCCCGGAGGAAGAACGCAGUGCUGAACUAUGAGAAUGUGGUGGAGACGGGUUCAGAGACGGACGAGGACGACAGGACACUGCUCCCUGAGGACAACGGCCUCGCUAACGGCGGCGGCGCAGGAGGAGGAGGGGAGGAUGAAGAGGCGGGCAGCCCGGCCGGCGUGCCGGCUCUGGAGGCGUCGCCGCGGGUCGCCCACGCCCUGCUGUCCUACGGGGACCAGGAGGGCUCAGAGGGACUCCAGAACCCCCAUCAGCCCCACUGGAGACUCGGAGACGACACCAACCUGAACGGCGGCGAUGACAGGAAGGAGGAGUACGAGCCUGUCGGCCCGGAGUCUCUGGGGAACAGAACAGGGAAGUGUCUGGAAAGCGUCUCCGAGCUGGACGAGUUCUUCCUGAAGCGGAAACUGGAGGAGGGAGACGGACACCCGACAACCAUCGCCGAGUACCUGCAGCGCAGUGACACCGCCAUCAUUUACCCAGAAGCCCCGGAGGAGGUGACGCGGCUGGGCACGCCCGAGGCCGUCGGUCUGGACGAGAGCGAACACGACCUGGUGUCCGGCGGUGGCGGCGCAGAUGACUUUGCCCAGCUGCUCACCUGUCCGUACUGCGACCGCGGCUACAAGCGGCUGACGUCUCUGAAGGAGCACAUCAAGUAUCGGCACGAGAGGAACGAGGAGAGCUUCGCCUGCCCGCUGUGCGGCGACGCCUUCAGCCACCGCACGCAGCUGGAGCGUCACAUGACCACGCACAAACCCGCCCCAGACCAGCCACCACUGCUGAACGAAGGAGCUGGAAACCGCAAGUUUAAAUGCAGCGAGUGUGGAAAAGCCUUCAAAUACAAACAUCACCUGAAGGAGCAUCUCCGCAUUCACAGCGGCGAGAAGCCGUACGAGUGCUCAAACUGUAAGAAGCGGUUCUCCCACUCCGGCUCCUACAGCUCCCACAUCAGCAGCAAGAAAUGCAUUGGCCUGAUCGCCGUCAACGGACGAGUACGCAACGGAAACAACAGCAAGCCCGGCUCCUCCCCCAACUCCACAACCUCAUCACCUGGAAGCCCCGCUCUGGCCCAGCUCCGCCACAAACUGGAAAAUGGCCGACCGCUCGGCCCUCCAGACCAGCAGGGCCAGCUCGACAUCAAAGCAGAACCGAUGGACUUCAACGAGUACCGACUGCUGAUGGCCUCUCAGCAUGGGUUUGGGGGCCCGGGGGUCUACCUCAACGGCCGCGGCGGAAGCCCACUGGGCAUCCACAGCUCCUCCCACAGCCCCCUUCAACAUCUGGGAGGCAUGGGGCUAGACCUCCCCCUACUGGGCUACGCAGGGCCUCUCGGGAACAACCUGAGUGAGGUGCAGAGGGUGCUUCAGAUCGUGGACAACACGGUGUCCCGGCAAAAGAUGGACGGGAACCCAGAAGAGAUCUCCAAGCUCAGGGCCUACAUGAAGGAGCUGGGGGCCCAGAUGGAGGAGCAGAGGUUGGCCCAGGCCGGCUUCCAGGUGUUGGGCCACGGCAGCCCCACAAAGAGCAUCAUCGACUACACGCUGGAGAAGGUCAAUGAGGCCAAGAGUCUGAUCGACGACUCCAAGAGGCAGGUGGAUGUCAAGAAGGAGAAGCCAAAUCACUCAAUUGAUCUCAGCGUUGAGGAGAAAUCCCACGAUGGCCAGAACCACUUCCUGCCGUUCUCCUGCCAGUACUGCAAGGAGAACUUCCCCGGACCCAUCCCGCUGCAUCAACACGAGCGCUACCUGUGCAAAAUGAACGAGGAGAUCAAGGCCGUCCUGCAGCCGGCUGAGAGCAGUCUUGUUGGACGCAGGGGGGCGAUGCCCUCUGAGCUGUCCAGUAACGACCGGGCUACCAGCCCCAUCAACCCCUUUAAGGACCACGUGUCAGUGCUCAAGGCCUACUUUGCCAUGAACACUGAGCCCAACUCAGAGGAACUGCUCAAGAUUUCAAUUGCUGUUGGCCUUCCUCAGGAGUUUGUCAAAGAGUGGUUUGCUCAGUGGAAGAACCAAAACCACCACGGAGGCAGUCUGAGGAAGAAGUCACCCCCUCAUGAUCGCAGCGGACCGGAUGCCAACCACAGCUUGAGCCGGUCACCGCUGUCGCUUCCUGGUGUAGAUUUACACGGAAGCUUCACUAAUGGUGACGCCCCCCAUAGACUUACAAAGGCCAACCAGUUUACAGCCAACAGGCAGACAACAGGGGACAAACCACUAGACCCCUUGGACCACUUGAGGAGCAACACCCCAUCACCCCUCAACCUUUCCUCUACUUCCUCCAAAAACUCUUACACUCCGAACAGCCUAGCUUCUGAGGAAGCCCAUGGGGAUAUACCACUGGAUCUGUCGCUGCCCAAGCACAUGGCGCAGAAGCUUAUCUCCGCGGGAGAGAAGCGACCCAGACCCAACGGUUUCAUCAUCGAGCGCAAUGGUGAGGUGCAAGGACGAGAAUUGGCGUCUGGGCCCUUAGACCUGGUCAACGUCAAGAAGGAGGUCAUGGGCUCUGAUGGUGGAGGGAACUCUGUCCACCAGCUGGAGAAAAGCACCAGUCCCAUCUUUGGAAUUAAUCCCUUCACCGGCGGUCCCGUCUACACCUCUCUACCACCUCACGGGGCGUUUCCUUCACCCACCUUUAUGUCUGCCCAGGCCACCAUCCCGGGCCUCAGGCCCUACCCGGGCCUCGACCCCAUGAGCUUCCUGCCCCACAUGGCCUACACCUACGCCACCGGGGCGGCCACAUUUGCUGAAAUGCAGCAGAGGAGAAAGUACCAACGCAAAUCCAGUUUCCAGGGGGAGCUGCUGGACGGGACGGCCGACUAUCUGUCAGGCCUGGACGACCUGACAGACAGCGACUCGCUGCUCUCCAGGAAGAAGAUUAAGAAGACUGAAAGUGGUAUGUACGCGUGUGACUUGUGCGACAAAACAUUCCAGAAGACCAGUUCCCUCCUAAGACACAAAUAUGAGCACACAGGGAAACGUCCUCACCAGUGUCAGAUCUGCAAGAAGGCCUUCAAACACAAACACCAUCUCAUCGAGCACUCGCGCCUGCACUCCGGGGAGAAACCUUACCAGUGCGACAAGUGCGGGAAGCGCUUCUCGCACUCGGGCUCGUACUCGCAGCACAUGAACCACCGCUACUCCUACUGCAAGAGGGAGGCGGAGGAGCGCGAGGCGGCCGAGAGGGAGGCCAGGGACAAGGGAGGAGGAGGAGGCGUGGCGGUCGGGGGCCUGGAGCCCACCGAGCUGCUGAUGAGGAGGGCCUACCUGCAGGGGCUGGGGCCGCUCGGGUACUCGGACCCCGAGGACCAGCAGGAGGACGGCGGCGGCGGUACGAUCUUGAGGGACGGCGGCGAGGGAGGAGGCGGAGGACUGGAGGAGAGGGAAGCGGACAACAAGACGUACGAGGACGUGACAGACGGACAGGAGGCAAGUUUCAGGGAAGAAGAAGAGGAGGAAGAGGAGGAGGAGGAGGAGGAGCAGGGCGACAGCAGGAGCCAGAUGGAGUCGAGGAGGGACGGCGAGGGCAAAGACGCGACGCAGCUGAUGGACGAGAGUUCAGGAGAAGGGAAGACAGACGGCAAGUCGGACCAGGAGGACUGAUCCAGAAGGAACUCUGAAGGACUGUGCACAAGUUAUCAGGGCUGGAAAGAAGGGGGGGGGCUUUUAUAAGAGACCGUUGUUUUAUUUUACCCCACAUCCUGUUUUAUUUUAAAUGUCUUACACGUCCCGUCCCAACACCCCGACAUCAGGAUCCACGUUCAGCUCAAAGGACCAACUCGUGAUCGGAAAGACUCACAGCAGGAAGCUGAACGGCAGCCGGGACCUUCGAUUCAUCAGGAUCUGUUUGGCUUUUAUAUGUAAAGAAAAAACAUUUUGUGCAGGUUUAUUUGGACUUUUAACUUUAGAAAAAGGAAAAGUCUCUUCUUCUGAAAGUCACCGUGACACCUGGUGCUUCGCUCGGUGAAGUCGCUGAAAAGCUCGUUCUUAAUGAAACUCAUGCAAACAAACUCAGUUGAACUCUAUUGGGGGGGGGGGGGGGGGUCCAAAGACAGUAUUAAUAACACAGUGGGGGGGGGGGGUCCAAAGACAGUAUUAAUAACACAGUGGGGGGGGGGUUAAAAAGCUUCUCUCCACGUCCCAAAUACUUUCGGUCCAGUCCCGAACCGGAGAUGCAACACGAUGACGGUGCGUCAUGAAGCUGGUGGGAUUGUUUAAGAAUCCACAUUAUGCAAAAAAUAAAAGACAAAAGAAGAAGAAGUAAUAAUAAUAAUAAUAAUUAUAAGAAGAAGAAGAAUCAUUAUAAUGAAGCUGUUUUUAAUUGUACAGUAUUAUUAUAAAGGCCUAAAAGCUGUGUGGUGCUAUGAUGAUGUUCUUAACUUCCUGUGUCUCGCUGUGUUCGAAAACCCCACAUCAGGAAAUUGCACUCGACUCCCCGAAUCACUACAAAAUAAAAGAAAAUGAAUUUUAAAAAAAAAAAACUAAAAGAGGGAAAGCAGCCUCGAACACUCGGUCACUUCCUGUCAGUGUUAUUGUUGUGUUUUGUCUCUUUUACUGUGACGUUUUUUUAUUAUUUGCAUCCUGGUUUCUUCUUCUCGCAGACUAACCACACGACUUUGGGCCUCCUGAUGUUUUUAUUUCUUUAUGUGAAGGAACAUUUAAACCUGUGUGAUUUUCAAAAUAAAAUGUCGGUGUGAGUCUUAAAGGGGAGAGAGGAAGGAGCGUUAAUAUGAAAGGGCUCCAUUUUAAAAAGACAAAAUAAAAGAGGACAGGGCCUUUUUCUGUGUGUGUGUUGACUCUUGUCUCCAGAGAAAGCCUUAUAUGCAAACCUUUCACCUGUGCCAUCCCUGUACAGCCUCACCUGUCCUGCUUCACCCGGUCUGAUCGUCAGUAGUAGCUUAGAUAGUUUGUUAGUUUACAUUUGUUUGUGCAAUUUUCUCUAUUCUUUUUGUUCCAUGACAGUAUUUUUUCGUCAGUAUUACUUUUUAGUUUUUUGUUGAAUUUUCCAACACAAAUUUAAUUUUUUGUUUUGUUUUUAUUUGAGAAUUUACAAUUUUAUUUAUGUGACUCAUUUUAUAUUUCCUCAUUUUAUUUAUUUCAUACGGUAGUGUACAGUAUUAGAGUUCCUCACAAAUAGAUAUAUUUUAGUAAGAUGAUUCUGUCAUUGAUUGGAGCGUCUGUGGUAUUUGGAACAUUUCAACUUUUUGUUUUUAUUUCCUUUGAAACUACUGGAAAUUCUAAAUUUGGGGAACUUUUGAUACGAUGAUUAUUGUGAAAACACUGUAUUUUUGAGAGUUAAAAAAAUCCACUUUAUUCAUCCCACUGAAGAGGUGACGAAGGACCGAUGAUGAUGAUGAUGAUGAUGAAGGAAUUUCUGAAAUGUCUGAAGUAUUAAUGAAUUUUUAAUUUCUCUUGGAGAUGACCAUGCUCGAAUAAAUGUAGCCAAAUUAAAUUUUAAUAAAACCGUGUCUUCUUGUA